Molecule: messenger RNA, 3979 nt
Organism: Camellia sinensis
Lineage: Eukaryota; Viridiplantae; Streptophyta; Magnoliopsida; Ericales; Theaceae
Source: RefSeq, a predicted model, not a curated record
UUUUUUUUUGGAGGGCAACCCAAGAGAGUUCGUUGGAGUUUCAGGUUCUACUGUUCAUUCUUUUCCCUCAAUUCAAUCUUGCAACUAUUUUCUUGAUUUCCAAAGUUUAAUGUAGUUUGAAUCACACCAAAAACCAUUCAACAAUUCAUCACAAUCUUCAACCUAGGGUUUGAAUAACUACAUAUUACCCUACCCUUUGUUGGUUACUUCAAGUCACAUUGUUAUGCUUGGUUUAAUUCUAUGAUUGUGUUAUGUUUCUGAAUCUUGGUUGUAAUGAGGGAUGUGAAAAUACCCAAUUGGCUCAAAGGGUUGCCAUUGGCACCCGAAUUUCGCCCAACUGACACUGAAUUUGCAGACCCAAUUCACAUUUCAAGAAUUGAGAAAGAAGCUAGUGCUUUUGGUAUAUGUAAGGUUAUUCCACCAUUGCCCAAACCUUCAAAAAAAUAUGUGAUUUCUAACUUGAACAAGUCAUUCUUAAAGUGCCCGGAGUUGGGUCCGAAUACAAACUUGGCAGAGGUUUGUUCUUCAUCGAAAACAGAUUCUGGGAAUGAGGCAAAUGACAGGGAGGCCAGGGCAGUAUUUACCACAAGGCAUCAAGAAUUGGGUCAGAAUGCAAGGACAAUCAAGAAAGUUGUUCGUAAGCAAGUAUGGCAAAGCGGCCAAAUUUAUACGCCGGAGCAGUUUGAAUCUAAGUCGAAGACUUUUGCUCGGAGCCAAUUUGGUAUGGUGAAGGACCUUUCUCCGUUAGACAUAGAAGCACUGUUUUGGAAGGCAGUUUCUGAGAAGCCCAUAAAUAUAGAGUACGCAAAUGAUGUACCUGGAUCUGGGUUUGGAGAACCAGAGGGAUCAUUUCAGUAUUUUUAUAGACAAACGAGGAGGAGAAAGAGGACAUACAAUCGAAACAGUGGAGGAAGUUGUGAUAGCAAGAAAUAUCAAGUAAAUAACACGAGCAAUGGCGGUGAAAAUAGAGGGGUAUCAACCAAGAAUAGUUCUAAUUCUUUUAGAGAGACAUCCAGGGUGUCUAUUAGUUUACCAACCAUUUUGUCAAAUCAAACAUCAGGAUGUUCUAGGCAAAAGAGUUCAAAUGCUGCUAAUGAGAUGGAAGGUACUGCUGGUUGGAAGCUUUCAAACAGUCCUUGGAACUUACAAGUAAUCGCACGCUCACCUGGCUCACUUACGCGUUUCAUGCCAGAUGAUAUUCCGGGUGUUACUUCACCCAUGGCCUAUAUUGGUAUGUUAUUCAGUUGGUUUGCUUGGCAUGUUGAAGAUCAUGAGCUUCACAGCUUGAAUUUCCUUCACACUGGCUCUCCAAAGACUUGGUACGCAGUCCCAGGAGACUAUGCAUUUUCUUUUGAAGAAGUGAUUCGUAACCAGGCUUAUGGAGGAAAUAUUGAUCACUUAGCUUCUCUUACACUCUUGGGUGAGAAGACUACUCUUUUAUCACCUGAAGUUGUUGUUAAGUCAGGCAUUCCAUGUUGCAGAUUGAUUCAGAACCCUGGUGAAUUUGUUGCAACUUUUCCAAGGGCUUACCAUGUAGGAUUCAGCCAUGGUUUUAAUUGUGGGGAAGCUGCAAACUUUGGAACUUCUAAGUGGCUUAAAGUUGCUAAGGAAGCUGCGGUGCGUAGAGCUGCUAUGAAUUAUCUUCCCAUGCUUUCCCAUCAGCAACUGCUAUACCUGUUGACCAUGUCUUUUGUUUCAAGAGUGCCAAGAUCCUUAAUGCCAGGGGCACGAAAAUCUCGUCUGAGAGAUUGCCAGAAGGAAGAGAGAGAGCUGUCAGUUAAGAAGGCUUUCUUAGAAGAUAUAUUAAGCGAAAACAAUCUGUUAACCAUUCUUCUUGGAAAAAAUUCCUCGUGUCAUGCAGUACUAUGGGACCUGGAAUCACUACCAUCUCCAAGUAAAGAGUCUGAAAGGUGCAUUGCAACUGUUGUGACCACUCCAAGAGAAGAUGUCUGUUCUGAGAAUAAGAAUAUAGAAACCAUGGAUGAUUUGUAUUUCAAUGAUGCUGAUUUCUCAUGUGAUUUUGAAGUUGAUUCCAGGACAUUAGCAUGUGUGGCUUGUGGGAUUCUUGGCUUUCCAUUUAUGUGUGUGGUACAACCUUCUGAGAGAGUAUCAAUGAGCCUUCUGCAAGAUGUAGGAGUGUCAAAACCUCUGAGGUGUCACUCCCAUCCAGUCCUCCAUGACAUGAUUGAGGGUUUUAUUUCAGAUGGAAUGAAGGACAAGAUUGAGCAGAAUGAGAGCAAUGUGCUUCACCAUCAAAAUGGAGCAUUUUCAAGUGCCAAAUCUAUCAAAUCUACGCUCCUCAGAGGAUCUAUCAACUUUCAAAAAAUGAAGGCACAUGCUGCAGUGAUUGCCGAGGAAAUUGGUAGCCCUUUCGGGUACAAUGAAAUUCCACUGGAUAAUGCAUCCCAGGAAGGUUUGAAUUUGAUUGAUCUUGCAAUUGAUGAUGAAGAACACGAUGAAUGUAGAGAAGACUGGACCUCGAAACUAAGCAUCAACUUACGGCACUGUGUCAAGGUCAGAAAAAAUUCUCCGUCCGAACAAGUGCAUCAUGCAUUAGCAUUGGGUGGAUUGUUCUCUGACAGGUGUCCAAGUUCCAACACCUUCAAUCUUAAGUGGCCAUCAAGAAAAUCUUGGUCAAAACAAAACUCAUAUCACUCAGUCCAUAUGAAACCAUCUGAGAGCAUUCAAAUGGAAAAGGAUGAAGUGUGGGGAGAAGAGUCAGAUGGUAUCAUGGUUAGAAGAGAAGGAGAACUUAUUCAAUAUUCAAGAAGAUUCAAGUCGAAGCCCGGUGAUUAUGCAACAGCAAGUAAGAUCUUUGAACACCCUGCGAAGCACAUGCACAAUGAAGUUUCAGUUACUAAUUCUGGAGGUCCAGAUGAAAGCAUCACUCUCAUUGCUGUUGAAAGUACUGAAAAUUUUGACAUACAGAGAGAGAAUCAAAUUACAGAGGAAAUCAGCAUGAAAUAUGUGGCUUGUGCAGAUGCUUCUGAAGGGCAAUGCAAUAUCCAGUCCGAUGGAGAUGUCUUGAUGAAAGAGGCCCCUGAUCUUGUUAAUACCAUGAACACUGAUGAAGUGCUGAGCAGUCUUGAGAAUUGUUCUUCACAUGACAAGAUAGAGCUGGAAAACACGGGCUUCACCAUGGUGUGCCCAAGAUCAACUGCACAAAAUGGAAGGAAAAGAAGAAUAGAUGUGGAGCUGCAAACAGAAGAUCAACUCGAUUUCAAUUGCUUCAUUAAGAGUCCAUGUGAAAGGCUGAGGCCAAGGGCUGCGAAAGACGCAAAAAUCAGUGGAAUCGACAGUAACAGUAUGUUCGAGGAUAAACCAGCAGUAAAAUCUGUGAGGAAAUCUUCAAACGAUUUUCUUUCUCGCAAGAACAAAAAAAAGAACGAGAACGUAAAGGGAUCUCAUAGGUGUGAUUUAGAAGGCUGCCUAAUGAAAUUUCAGACGAAGGCGGAUCUACUCUUGCAUAAACGCAACCAGUGUCCACACAAAGGGUGUGGAAAGAAGUUCAGCUCUCACAAAUAUGCAGUGAUACAUCAACGCGUUCAUGAUGACGAUAGGCCUCUCAAAUGCCUGUGGAAGGGUUGCACCAUGACAUUCAAGUGGGCAUGGGCUAGGACCGAGCAUUUACGAGUGCACACUGGGGAGCGGCCAUACCAGUGCAAGGUUGAAGGUUGCGGCCUUACUUUCAGGUUUGUAUCUGAUUUUAGCAGACACAGAUGGAAAACCGGACAUUACGUGAAUGUACCAACCUAACAUUGUUGUUCUGUUCAGGUUAGAUCUGUAACUAUAUGGGAAUUCUGGGCCAAAACAUGUCUCAGAAGCCAUGUGUAAAAGUAGUAAUUGAUGAUUUUGAGUACAGGUUAGGGUUAGUUGUUAGACAGAAACUCCAAUUUUUCUGUAUUGUCACUUGUAGAUUAAAGCCCUUGUGGGUUUUGGGGGAUUUUUUAAAUUUCAUUUUUUACAUGGUUAGGGUUCA